UGCUAGUAGUUUAAUAUCAUUCCAUAUCGUAAUCGUGACGCACUAUUAUCAUCAACGUCAUCAUAUUCAAGGGGCAACCAAGAACUCUUCUACUUCAGCUCAACGAUGAUGCUUCGAGUUACACUAUUGACUUCAGUGGCGGGGUAAUUCAUUGGCAGUCCUGAAUUAACACUGGUGCUGUUGGAAUACUAUAAAGUGCCCAAGCCAUGUUUCGCUCACCGAUUGUUAGUUCAACUCUGAAUUUAUUCACAUUUGUCAAUAGAAAUCACCCACUCCGACAACGAGUCAGGAAGCUACACAUAUCACCAGCAUUUAUCCAUAUCCCACGACAAAAACUCAAGAAUAAUAUCUUGAACCAGGCAACUACUUGCAAGAUGGCAACGUUCUCGAACGCAGACACGGGCGACAAGGCGGCGGAUCCGUACUACGCCAAAAACAUUGAUACAAAAUCAAACUUGAAGGAAAAGGUUGAGGCUCUAGCGAAGUUCGUAUCGUCGUGCAAGUUUGGCAUGAUGACGACUCGAGAUGCAACACAAGGCAAGCUAGUCUCGCGCUGUAUGGCCGUCGCAGGCAAGGAGGGAGGCGACAUCGACCUCACGUUCACGACAAACACAGAGUCGCACAAGACCGACGAGCUAAAAACAGACAAGCAUACCAACAUCUCCUUCUACGACAAUUCAGGCCAGUGGGCCUCUAUCGCCGGCGAGGUAUCGAUACUGACGGACCGCGAGGCCGUCAAGAAGUACUACAGCCCCAGCCUCAAGGCGUGGCUUGGCGACCUAGGCGACGGUAUUCACGACGGCUCGGCAUCGGACCCGCGAAUAGGGAUUCUCAAGGUGAAAACCAACUCGGUCACGUACGCCUUGACGGACGGGACAAUGGUGGGUAGGCUGGCGGAGAUUGCCAAGGGCACGAUUACGGGCGAGCCCGCCGGGGUUAGUAAGCUGAGGGAGAUUAGCGAGGAGGAGGUGCGGGAGUGGAGGGCUACAGCCUCGCGUUAGGUUACGCGGCGGUUCGGGAUGGCAACACCUGCUAUGUACCUACCUAGUAUACAUGGUUAAGAUCACGUCGGCUGUUGCUGUAACUGAACCGCGUUAAUGGAGCCUUACCAUUAAUUUAUAUGCCGUAAUGUGGGUGACUUUUGUGUUGGUGUGUCUGAUUACUUAUGUAAAUAGCCGCGAGAUAUUCCCUCAGCUACAUAUCUAACCUAGGUCAAUAUAAACGCGGCAGUAUGGGAACAGAACAAAACUUGGAAACAUCCAUGGAUAGUGGUUUUAAUAUCGGCGCGCUUGUUAGGUGAUUCUUAAUGGAGUAAAAUGUGCCCUACAUUAUCGGCGGUCAGAAAUUUAAUUUGGGAUUUGGAAGAAUUAAGUCAGCCAUUGCUAGUGGAUAGCCAGCGACCACUCAGCGGCUAUUGAUUGACGAUUUAGGCCUUGCC
Messenger RNA from Hypoxylon fragiforme, 1438 nucleotides. RefSeq lists its product as uncharacterized. The record is from RefSeq and is a predicted model, not a curated record. Lineage: Eukaryota; Fungi; Ascomycota; Sordariomycetes; Xylariales; Hypoxylaceae. The coding region runs from base 207 to 1001 and encodes 264 amino acids. The transcript has 2 exons.